Silurus meridionalis is the source of this 1686-nucleotide messenger RNA. RefSeq names its product carbonic anhydrase 4-like. Gene Ontology annotation, cellular component: plasma membrane. Lineage: Eukaryota; Metazoa; Chordata; Actinopteri; Siluriformes; Siluridae. Gene Ontology annotation, molecular function: carbonate dehydratase activity; zinc ion binding. The record is from RefSeq and is a predicted model, not a curated record. The transcript is spliced from 8 exons. Bases 103 to 1026 code for a protein of 307 amino acids.
AGCCGACACACUGUAAAGAGUUACUUUAAAACACUGCUGAUCUGCCGGUUGCUGAUCCGUGUGUUAUAGCUGUAUUGUGCCAAAUUUUGGAUAUUAUCCAACAUGACUCGUCUGUUUUUGUAUUAUUUUCUGGCAUUAGUGUUAAAGUGCUGCGUUUCUGAGGAUUGGUGUUAUCAGUCCCAGAUGUCUUGUGAACAACCGUGCAAAGGUCCAGUAGUUUGGAACGAGGUGAAUGAGUCAUGUGGUGGUAACAGACAAUCUCCAAUCAACAUAGUGUCCAAGAAAACAGUGCAGUCAUCAAGUCUCACUGAAUUCAGAUUCACUGGUUACAACGAGAUCUUUACCAGCAGGCUGAAGAAUACCGGGCAAACUGUUUCACUGGACAUACCUCUUGGGGCCAGUGUGUCUGGGGGAAAUCUCUCACAGACCUAUAAUGCUGUCCAACUGCAGUUCCACUGGGGCAACAGUGGCAGUCCUGGGUCUGAACACACCAUUGAUGGAGAGCAAUAUCCCAUGGAGUUGCACAUUGUACAUAUAAAGGACACAUACAUUUCUGUGGAAGAAGCACUGAGUGACCCAAAGGGCCAAGCGAGUUUGGGAUUCUUCUUCGAGGAGUCAGAAACUGAAAACAAGGAGUAUAGUGCUUUCAUUGAAGCUCUGGCUCAGGUGCAAGAUGCAGAAAGCCAGGCAGACGUACUCAUCUCCCUGAACAACCUGAUCCUGCAACAGAGUAAGCUGAAGGCCUACUAUCGUUAUGAAGGCUCUCAGACCACACCAGGCUGCUCUGAGUCCGUGAUCUGGACUGUAUUUAUGCAGCCUAUUCCACUUAGCAAAGAUCAGCUUGCAGUCUUCUCCAGCCUGAAAUUUAAAGACGGCAACCCCAUGGUGGACAAUUUCAGACCAGUGCAGCCUCGUAAAGGGCGGGUAGUGUAUCGUUCUAACUCUGGUACAACUGUUGCAAUGAUCAACUUUACUCUCGUCUGGCUGUGUGUGAGUACAGCUCUGAGCUCUUACCAGAUCUACUAGAGCCAGACAUUACCACACAAAUGAGUUCUCAUUUCAUUCAAACAAAUUUGCCUAAUUGUCAAAAUAUUAGAAUAUGUUUUAAUGUCUGAAUGUUUUAUGACUGAAAACAGUUGGUUUGUGUUUUCUGUCUUUGUGUACAAUUAAUUCUGUUCCUGUAAUGAUUCUUUGCUUCUUUUUUGUUUGUUUGUUUGUUUGUUUGUUUGCUGAGAGAGCUUAGGUUUAAAGCUUUUUGGAAAUCAAAUGUUAUACACAUUAUUAUUAUUAAUUGUUACAUUAAAUGAUAAAUAUAUUUAUCUAAAAUUGUAUUUAUAUAUAAUUAUUCCAAUACUUCCAGAUAAAUAAACAUGCAUCAACAUUGGAGCAUACGUUUACAAGCGCUUUAGCAAGAUUUAGAUUCGAUUCCUAUAAAGAAGUUUGCUUCAUUGGUGUGGUUGAGUUUAAAAGCAAAACCUGAAAAGUCUUUAGAAAACAUGGUCAUUACAUCGCAGACUGCAGUUUUGCAGCUUUUGAAUAAGUUUGAGGUUCUGAGAAUUACAGGUCACAUGUGCAGAACUGGGCGUUGACAGAUCAGCACUAAGUUUCCGUAUAAUUGGUUAUAAUUUGUGAUUUGUGUAAGUGUAUAUGUGGAAACAAUUAUUAAACCAAAAUGCAAAACCAAAA